Messenger RNA from Bradysia coprophila, 960 nucleotides. RefSeq lists its product as uncharacterized. The record is from RefSeq and is a predicted model, not a curated record. Lineage: Eukaryota; Metazoa; Arthropoda; Insecta; Diptera; Sciaridae.
AUGGCUGCAACAAUGUUCUAUCUGAUAGAAGAGAAAGAUGAAAUGGAGGAAUUUAAACUGCCUUCGAUUGGGGAAGUCCUUGCCCAAGCCCAGGUCCAGGUCCAGGUCCCAGUCCCAUGCCGACGACGAGCACCAGUAGCAGUACAAAUCGAAAUAAAGGCCCCCUAUCCCGAAACUACCACGUCUAGAUUUAGACCCAGACCAGUUUCCAACAUAGCUCCCACGUCACCAUUAAGCGAUGUACAUAGCAUAACUGAAUCGGUCGGUUCGAUUUCAGUCACUGAUACAACAGGUAGUUCGGAUUUCACAUUGGAUGAAGAAAAGAAGAAGACGCCAAGAACGCCGAAGAAAGAGAUUAUUAGCGAAAGGGUGGCAGGAGCUUUGGACAAGUGUCGAAUAAGUGGCAGGUGCUCCGUACACAUUAUCGUUGCUCUGUUGCUAGAAUUACGCCUCAAUCCGAAGGACUACAACGUCAGCUUAAGUACAAUUUCCAAUCGAAGAAAUGCCAUUAGGAAAGCUGUAUACGACAAUGUCAAAGAUACGUUGCAAGUACCUAGGGGAGCCAUUGUCCACUUCGAUGGAAAGAUAAUGGACGCUAUCACUGGCAAAGGACAAGUUGAUCGUUUGGCUGCCAAAGAGACUUACAAGGAUAUCGAUCAGUUAAUAGGAGUUUCAAUAGCAAAUGAUGGUACUGGGCUGGAAAUUGCAGCUGCGGUGUAUCAAUGCUUGAAUGAUUGGAAGCUAACGGACUCGAUCGAUGGUUGCUGCUAUGACACAACAAGUUCGAAUACUGGAUUAGACAAUGGUGGCGGUAAUGAAGGUGGUUCAACUGGUACUGGUGGUACAACUGGUACGACAUUUCGAGCUACGAUUGACAACAAUGUUCCACGAAAGUGUGAACGAUUACACGGCAAGAUUAAAGAAGCUGUCGAGAUAUUGUGGCUUCGGCGAUUAUUUUAA